Caenorhabditis angaria is the source of this 1957-nucleotide messenger RNA. NCBI's taxonomy places the organism in Eukaryota, Metazoa, Nematoda, Chromadorea, Rhabditida, Rhabditidae. The record is from the annotation of a GenBank genome assembly.
AUGAAAACGGCGAAUAUUAUUAUCAUUCUAUUCAUAACAUCUAUUUACAUAGAGGUUGGUUUUACACUUGCGGUUUUUAAAAUGACAUAAUCAUGAACUCUUUUUACAGCCUGUUUUUACACGCGAUUGGAUCGAAGUUCUUAAUAAUCAGUAUUGCGGGGGUCUUGUUUAUCGUCAACAACCACAAUGUCCAUCACUUGAUAGCGAUUGCUCAACUGAUUUUGCUGACGGAAGGUGUAUUGGAUUGGAUUUAGAUGUAGUCGACGCAUGGGUGUGUGAAUUACUAUAAUUUUUCGGGGUCCUACGAAGAAAACAAGCCAUCUGCCAUACAGUAAUCACAGGCAAUUACAGAUCAGCUUAUUAUUAGUCUAUUAUUGACUUAUUUUGAAUUUUGGCUUAUUAUAGGCUAAUACGGUACAUAUUAUUUGUCAAAAAUCAAUGCAAUUUUCUAAAUCUAGCCGAAAAUUAGCAAAAGCUGCUUUAUGAUCAAUUUGAAAGUGAGAAAUAAGAAAUUACAUUCAUCUAACAAUCCUAGACUUCCCCAAUCUUCAGAUUCAUUUUUGACUAAUAACAAACUAAUUAGUAAUUAUUAGUAACUUAUUAGUCAAAAAUGAGUCUGAAUUUUAGAGAUCUCUGGACGGCUGAUUGAACUCUAGAAUUGUUAGAUGAAUGGAAUUUCUUAUUUCUCACUUUCAAAUUGAUCAUAAAGCAGCUUUUGCUAAUUUUCGGCUAGAUUUAGAAAAUUGCAUCGAUUUUUGACUAAUAAUAUGUACCGUAUUAGCCUAUAAUAAGCCAAAAUUCGAAAUAAUUCAAUAAUAGACUAAUAAUAAGCUGCACUCAGGGACUUGUGGGCCAGGAUUGGGCGAAGAGCGAGCAUUGUGCGGUUCGCCCUGUCUUGGCCCAAUUUUUUCGCCAUACGCUCAGCCCUCGAUCAAUCCAGUUAUUUGAGCGAUUUCUUCGCGCUCCGCCUAAAUUCAUUUUUUUUCGCAAUCAAAUCAAAUUUGACUGGGCCAGGAUUGGGCGACGCGCAAUUUCAUUCCGCCGGAGGUUGAGCGGGUCGCAGAAUAAAAAUUGAGCCGAAAUGAGACACCGCGGCAAGUAAGCGGCGGUCUGGCUCAAAAAAUAGCUGGGCGAGUCGCCCAAUCCUGGCCCAUGAGUCCCUGAGUAUAGAUAGUAGAUAGUCAGAAUAAGCAUGAAAAAUGACCCCUAAGAAAUUUUCACACAUUUUACAUCAUUUUGGCGCCAAAUUUGACAAAAACUAAAAUUGUACCUCAUUGCACGGUACUGUAUGUCUUUGGACAAUUUUUAUUCAAAAAAAACGUCAAAAAAUGUUUUCCAGGUAGCAUGGUUAGAUGGAUUAUACCGAGAAGAUUUUAGGCGUUGCUGUCCCGACCCAGACAGAUCCGAAGACUUUGAAUCAGAUCAAAAAUGUAAUGAAUCAAUUGGACUCAAAAAUGGAGAUUAUACAUAUUGUAAAAAAGGACAUAUUUUUGUUGUUGGCAAAAAGAAUCGGAUAAACAAUGAGGAAAGUAAAGAACAUUGUAUUGUCAAUAAAAAUUGUACUGGUGGAAAGUAUUGUGUUGGUCAACCGAUUGUACGAAGAAAAUGUUAUGUUAUUGUUGGAUCGGAAGAAAAAAAAGAAAAAGAAAAAAAGAAAACAAUAUAUGUUGAAGAAAGCGAUAAUACUUUGAUGAUUGUAAUUAUAAUUAUAUCAAUUGUAGUUUUAAUUGUUAUUGGGAUUGGUGUUAGAUUUUAUUUUUGGCCAAGAAUGGGAAAAGCAAAAAAUGGUCAAGAUCAUUUGGUUGAAAAUGGUCAAAAUAAGAAAAAACCUAGAAAGAAAAAUAUGAAGAAAAGAAAAAAUGGUCAAAAUCAUUCGGUUGAAAAUGGACAUAAUAAGAAGAUGGAAAAGGCUGGCAAACAAAAUAUGAAGAAAGGAAAAAAAGUCAUAAUUGUUUAA